UGAUUGACAGUAGACAACGACAGUCAGGCGCGAUAGACACUACGAACAGAACACAGAUACACUUUGCCUGUAACCGCGCAGUUUUAGAUAAAGGACAUCCAGAGUGAGUUCUAUUUUUUAUUCCAUCAUCGCAAACAGCCGGUUUUCAACUAGUGCCCUCUAUCAGAGUUCAUGAAGAAGUGACGACGCGUUUUACACUUUUACAUUUGGUGCCUGGACUGGACGAUUCAUUGAGUGUCUUUAUGUGACAGUUGAGCUAUUUGUCCGUUUACUUUAGAGAUGGCAGAUUUACCGCUGCCGCAACAGUUGGUUGACAUAGACCCAGAUUUCGAGCCACUCUCGAGGCCCCGGUCAUGCACCUGGCCUCUGCCUCGACCAGAGUUCAUCGAACCCGCCUGCUCAAACACAUCUUCACCGGCGCCUUCAGUCAAACAGGAGCCUGUCGAAUACAUCAGUAACCUCAGUUUUUUAGAAGAGUCAGAGGACUACCCGGAGGAUCAGAAACCGCUCGUUUUGUGCAAUGAUUUUCAGUGCCAGGGGAACUGCAUACACCCGCAGCAGGAGAAACAACAUCCACAGCAGUUACAGCAUCAUCAGCAGCACCCGUGUCCUCAGCUGCCGCACCAGCAACAGGUUCCCCCGGUCUCAUCCCCCAACGGGUCGAAUUCGGUGGCCGCCGCCGCAGCCGUGCAGAGGAAAAGCAGCUCGUCGCGUCGGAACGCGUGGGGGAAUAUGUCCUACGCGGACCUCAUCACCAAGGCGAUAGAGAGCUCACUGGAGAAGCGACUCACCUUGUCUCAGAUCUAUGACUGGAUGGUGAAGAGCGUGCCAUAUUUUAAGGAUAAAGGAGACAGUAAUAGCUCAGCAGGUUGGAAGAAUUCCAUCCGCCACAACCUGUCCCUCCACAGUCGUUUUGUUCGUGUGCAGAACGAGGGGACAGGGAAGAGCUCGUGGUGGAUGCUGAACCCCGAGGGAGGGAAGAGCGGGAAGUCCCCCCGACGUAGAGCUGCCUCCAUGGACAACAACAGCAAGUUCACCAAGAGCAGAGGACGGGCUGCCAAGAAGAAGGUGGCUCUCCAGGACGGGGUAGUUGGGGGUGCAGACAGCCCGGGAGGCUCCCAGUACUCCAAGUGGCUCGGCAGCCCCAACUCCCACAGCCACAGCAAUGAUGACUUCGAGGCCUGGACUACCUUCCGGACGCGUGCCUCCUCCGACGCCUCCACCCUCUCUGGCCGUCGCUCUCCCUUUCUGGAACAGGACAUCGACCUAUCAGAGGCCGACAUCCAUAUGGGCUACCCUGGAGGGAUGGGGCCUAAGAUUACCUCCAUGGCCACCCUGCCCAGCCUAUCAGAAGUGGGCCUGGCCGGCUCCAUGGGGGGUCAUCAUCAUGGUCACCACGGAACAGAGAAUGUCAUGGAGAGUCUCCUUGACAAUCUCAACCUGCUGUCCCCCAAGAAUCAAGGCCAGCUGGUGGUAUGUGGCGGGCCUGGGUCUGGGCCCGACUCCUCACGGUCCUCCCCCUCCUCCAUGCUUCAGAACAGCCCCUAUAGCUCCCCCUCCAUGAACCCCCAACCCCAACAGCAGGACUACAGGAAGUGCCUCUAUGGCCAGGCUGGGCCAGGCAUGAACAGCCCACAUCUCUCCCCCAUCCCCAUGCAGACGCUGCCAGAGAGCAAGCCUCCAGGGUCCUUUGCACACUUCCGGAGCCAUUACAACUGCCCUGCUGGGCUCCUUAAGGAGCUGCUGACCUCUGAAGUAGCUGACCCCCGUGGUGGGGGUGGUGGGGAGGCCAUGCCCACCAUGGAGACAGUAGUGUCCCAGUCAGGGAGAGGGCGAGGAGGAGGAGGGCGGAUGCUGCCCAACUACAGCAGCCAGGGGCAGGUGGGACAGGUGGGGGGGCACGGAGGGGUGAAGAUGAUGAGUCCCCCUCCUCAGCAACACACACGACACCCUCAGUCCCACACUCAAAAUCCACACCCUCACCCACAUAUGCAGCCUUUCCACAGCCAGGGCCAGUGCCCUCCCCCAUCUGGGCCCUCCAUGAACGGCUGUGGCCUGAUUCCCCUGACCAGCCUCAACCACGCUGGGGGCCCUGCCCGUCUAGCCAGCCUCAGGACACACAUCCACCAGCUACAGCAGCGGCCCCACAGUGGUGGUGGUCACCCAGUCUCAGGCCAUCACAACCACAGUCACCACCACAACGGAGCUCCUCCACCCAGCUACAGCAGCAGUGCUAAUGGUUAUGGGAGACCAGGUCCAGGUCCCAGCUCUGCUCAUCCCCAGUCCCACCACCACCAUCAUCAUCAUCAUCAUCAGGAGAGGCUGCCUAGUGAUCUAGACGACAUGUCCAUCGAGAGGUUUGAGUGUGACAUGGAGUCUGUUCUUCAUGACACGCUGAUGGACGGAGACUCGUUGGACUUCAACUUUGACCCCAUGGUGACCACUCAGGGGUUUAGUCAGGGGGUUGGGGUGAAGACCACCACACACAGCUGGGUGUCUGGCUAAGACACACACACACCUCUCCGACUCAGAGCAGACAGUUUUGAUUUUUCAGAUUUUUCAACAUUCUCCACUGGCCUUCAUUAAGAGAAUGGAAGAGUCUAAAGAAACCAUUGCCCCUCUCCAGAGGACUAUCAUCAGCCCGUCCCAAUUCUGUCACUAUCCAUUGCAGAUAUGUAAGGUGGAAGAAAUCAGGUGGAAGCUCCAUCACUAAACUGUGUUCACAUAUCUAGACCCUUUAGAUUUGCAAAGAUCAAGGGGUACGGAGGGACUGCGCUGGCUGAGACUGUGAGGGAAAGGCUGGUCUGAAGUUGGCCUUGUAAAUAUAGCAGCACAAUACCAUUCACUUCAACAGUACUUGGAAGAAGCUGGAGACUCUUAAAGCAAUGUUUUAUUGUGAAAAAUGUUUUGUGUUUAGUAUGUUAUUUUAGUUUUUUGGAUCUCACAUUAUGUUUUUGCGAGUGUGUAUUUAUCUUUUUUUAGUUUGGCUUUAGCUCUUCAAAAACAACUGGAAUGGAGUCGGUUCUGUUUCACAUUCAAGUGGGGUCUGUCCCACCCUUCAAGGUGCUUCUCUAUAAAUGUUGUCAAAAAAAGUUUGACAUAUUAUGUCUGAGUAAGACAUUAUCGAUGUAAAUAUGCUACUAUACUUCAAACAUACAGUGCAUUCGGGAAAAUAUUCAGACCGCUCAACUUUUUCAACAUUAUGUUACUUUACAGCCUCUUUCUAAAAUUGAUUCAAUUGUUUUUUCCCCCCGCAUCAAUCUACACACAUUACUCAAUAAUUACAAAGCAAAACCUUUUUUUAAUAAAAAAAAAAAAAAAAUUUGUAAUUGUUUAAAAUUUUAAGAAACUGAAAUGUCACAUUUACAUAAGUUUUCCGACCCUUUACUCAGUACUUUGUUGAAGCACCAUUA
This is a messenger RNA of Oncorhynchus tshawytscha (Chinook salmon), 3413 nucleotides long. RefSeq names its product forkhead box protein O1-A. Gene Ontology annotation, biological process: regulation of transcription by RNA polymerase II. The transcript is spliced from 4 exons. The coding region runs from base 280 to 2505 and encodes 741 amino acids. The record is from RefSeq and is a predicted model, not a curated record. Gene Ontology annotation, molecular function: RNA polymerase II cis-regulatory region sequence-specific DNA binding; DNA-binding transcription factor activity, RNA polymerase II-specific. Gene Ontology annotation, cellular component: nucleus. NCBI's taxonomy places the organism in Eukaryota, Metazoa, Chordata, Actinopteri, Salmoniformes, Salmonidae.